This is a messenger RNA of Orycteropus afer afer, 2560 nucleotides long. It is a transcript of the gene JAKMIP3, whose product is annotated as Janus kinase and microtubule interacting protein 3. NCBI's taxonomy places the organism in Eukaryota, Metazoa, Chordata, Mammalia, Tubulidentata, Orycteropodidae. Gene Ontology annotation, molecular function: kinase binding; microtubule binding. The record is from RefSeq and is a predicted model, not a curated record.
AUGUCCAAGAAGGGGACCAGCAGCCGGACGCGCGGGGACAAGGCCGAGGCGCUCGCGGCGCUGCAGGCGGCCAACGAGGAGCUGCGGGCCAAGCUCACCGACAUCCAGAUCGAGCUGCAGCAGGAGAAGAGCAAGGUCAGCCGGGUAGAGCGGGAGAAGAACCAGGAGCUCCGGCAGGUGCGGGAGCACGAGCAGCACAAGAACGCCGUUCUGGUCACAGAGCUGAAAACCAAGUUGCACGAAGAGAAGAUGAAGGAGCUCCAGGCUGUGCGGGAGGCGCUGCUGCGGCAGCAUGAGGCCGAGCUGCUGCGGGUAAUCAAGAUCAAGGACAAUGAAAACCAGCGGCUGCAGGCCCUGCUCAAUGCCCUGCGUGAUGGUGCACCCGACAAGGUCAAGACUGUGCUCAUCUCCGAAGCAAAGGAGGAGGCUAAGAAGGGCUUUGAGGUGGAGAAGGUAAAAAUGCAGCAGGAGAUCUCUGAGCUCAAGGGUGCCAAGAAGCAGGUGGAGGAGGCGCUGACGAUCGUCAUCCAGGCGGACAAGAUCAAGGCGGCUGAGAUUCGGAGUGUGUACCACCUGCACCAGGAGGAGAUCACCAGGAUCAAGAAGGAGUGUGAGCGUGAGAUCCGCAGGCUGAUGGAGGAGAUAAAAUUUAAAGACAGAGCAGUCUUCGUGCUGGAGAGAGAGUUAGGGGUGCAAGCCGGGCAUGCUCAGAAACUGCAGCGGCAGAAAGAGGCUCUAGAUGAGCAGCUGUCCCAGGCCAGAGAGGCCGACCGGCACCUGGGCAGCCCCAGACGAGACCUUCCUUAUGCAAGCGGUGCAGGAGAUGCCUCAGACCACUCAGGAAGCCCUGAACAGCAGUUGGAUGAAAAGGAUGCCCGUCGCUUCCAAUUGAAAAUUGCUGAGCUGAGUGCCAUCAUCCGGAAGCUGGAAGACCGCAAUGCCCUGCUGUCGGAGGAGAGGAAUGAGCUGUUAAAGCGUCUAAGAGAGGCUGAGAGCCAGUACAAGCCACUGCUGGACAAAAACAAACGCCUCAGCAGGAAAAACGAAGACCUGUCACACACCUUACGUCGGAUAGAAAACAAGUUAAAAUUUGUCACCCAGGAGAACAUAGAAAUGAGACAGAGAGCUGGGAUUAUCAGGAGACCAAGUUCCCUAAAUGACCUUGACCAAAGUCAAGAUGAAAGAGAAGUGGACUUCUUGAAGAUUCAGAUUCUUGAGCAGCAGAACCUCAUAGACGAGCUUUCCAAGACCCUGGAAACUGCCGGCUAUGUGAAGAGUGUGUUAGAGCGUGAUAAGCUUCUAAGAUACCGGAAACAAAGAAAGAAAAUGGCCAAGCUCCCCAAGCCGGUCGUGGUGGAGACCUUCUUUGGAUAUGAUGAAGAAGCUUCCUUGGAGUCGGAUGGAUCCUCCAUCUCGUAUCAAACAGACAGAACCGACCAGACGCCAUGCACCCCGGAUGGUGACUUGGAAGAGGGCAUGGCCAAGGAGGAGACAGAGCUGCGCUUCCGGCAGCUCACCAUGGAGUACCAGGCGCUGCAGCGGGCCUACGCCUUGCUGCAGGAGCAGGUCGGAGGGACCCUGGACGCUGAGCGAGAAGUUAAGACCCGUGAGCAGCUACUUGCAGAAGUGCAGCGCUCACAGACACGAAUUGAGGACCUGGAGAAGGCCCUGGCUGAGCAGGGGCAGGAUGUGAAGUGGAUUGAAGAGAAGCAGGCCUUGUACCGAAGAAACCAAGAGCUGGUCGAGAAGAUAAAACAGGUGGAGACCGAGGAAGCGCGGCUGAAGCAUGACGUCCAGGAUGCGAGAGACCAAAACGAGCUGCUGGAGUUUCGGAUCCUGGAGCUCGAGGAGAGAGAGAGGAAGUCACCUGCCAUCAACUUCCACCAUGUGCCCUUCGUGGACGACGGGAGGAGUCCUCUGCAGGUGUACUGCGAGGCGGAGGGCGUGACGGACAUCCUGGUCUCGGAGCUGAUGAAGAAGCUGGACAUCCUGGGCGAUAACGCCAAUCUGACCAACGAGGAGCAGGUGGUCGUCAUCCAGGCAAGGACCGUCCUGACCUUGGCUGAAAAGUGGCUCCAGCAGAUUGAAGAGACGGAGUCAGCCCUGCAGCGGAAGAUGGCUGACCUGGAAAGUGAGAAGGAGCUGUUCAGUAAGCAGAAAGGCUACCUAGAUGAAGAACUGGACUACCGCAAGCAGUCCCUGGACCAAGCUCACAAGCACAUCUUGGAGCUGGAAGCCAUGCUAUAUGACGCCCUGCAGCAGGAGGCCGGGGCCAAGGUGUGUGAGCUGCUCUCGGAGGAGGAGCGCGAGAAGCUCAAGGUCGCCGUGGAGCAAUGGAAGCGCCAGGUCAUGAGUGAGCUUCGAGAACGUGAUGCACAGAUCCUUCGAGAGCGCAUGGAGCUGCUGCAGCUGGCGCAGCAGAGAAUUAAAGAGCUGGAAGACCGGCUCGAAGCUCAGAAGAGGCAGAUCAAGGAGCUGGAGGAGAAGUUUCUGUUUUUGUUUUUAUUUUUCUCCCUAGCUUUCAUCCUCUGGUCUUAGCUCGUCUGGGCCCCUUAAUGUG